Molecule: messenger RNA, 3945 nt
Organism: Podospora anserina S mat+
Lineage: Eukaryota; Fungi; Ascomycota; Sordariomycetes; Sordariales; Podosporaceae
Exons: 3
Coding region: 1-3945 (1314 amino acids)
Biological process (GO): negative regulation of transcription by RNA polymerase II
Cellular component (GO): nucleus; transcription repressor complex
Molecular function (GO): protein binding
Source: RefSeq, a predicted model, not a curated record
AUGGGGCCCAGUUUGUUUGUGAAAGUGAAAUCCAAGGGCAGAAAGUGGUUGCAGGCCGCUCCCCGGGAAUCCUCGACUCCUUCGCCACAAACACUUUUGCCAACAUCAUCUCGGCCUGCAUCCCAACUAGAUACUCGACCAACAUCUCAGCCAACGUCUUCUCCACCUACCUCGACGGAUACCAAUACCUCAUCGCUACCGAGCCUACAAGAGCGACUUUGGAAUGAGGCCUACGAUGGGGUCAAAGCGAGCGAACCCAAACUGGUCGGGGCGUACGAGAAGAUCUUAUCAACUGAACUGCAUGGAGACGACCCAAGCUCUGUUAUUCCCGAAUCAACAGACAACGAGAUAGGAGAGACCCCGGGGACACGAAGCGGCCAAAUGCAACAGCUGGUUCAGGCUGGACUGGAUCGGACGCAGAAGCAAGCGUCCAUCAAGCGAGGCAUCGACGAAGGCUUGCAAGCAGUGCAAGAAGUCAAGAGAGUAGUAGACAAGGCGAUGCAUGCCGCUCCCGAAGCCGCCGUCGCCUGGGUCGGCGUCUGCCUCGGACUAGAGGUGUGUAUCCUUUCGAACCCCGUAACCGAGGCACGGGACAACCGCAAAGGCAUCGUCUACGUCCUGUUGAGAAUAGAGUGGUACUGGAACUUGGUGUCCCUGCUUCUCGACGAGAACAAGGCCGAGCAAUCUUCUGCGGGACUGCGAGCCCAAUUAGAGAAGCAUGUCGUGCAGCUCUACGAGAAACUCCUCGCGUAUCAGAUCAAGAGUGUCUGCCUCUACCACCGCAACUGGGCAGCCGUCAUCGGAAGGGAUCUGUGGAAAAUCGAUGACUGGGCUGGCCAGCUCAACGAGAUCAAGGAAGCCGAGGCUGCCGUGCAAAGAGACAUGGAUCAAUACAACAGCGAGGACAGCAAGAUACAGCUUCGGAAACUCAUCGACGUCGCAGGUGCUCUAGAGAAGCAACAGGAGAAGAGGCACCAGGACGACGGGGACAAGCAAUGCCUGAGAGACCUGCUCGAGACUGACCCUCGCGACGACAAGACGCGCAUCGAAGACACGAAGGGCGGCCUGCUUAGGGACUCGUACCGCUGGAUUCUUGACCACGCCGACUUCCAGCGAUUUCGCGACGAUCCGCAGAGCCGGCUGCUCUGGAUCAAGGGUGACCCUGGUAAAGGCAAGACCAUGCUCCUAUGCGGCAUCAUCGACGAGCUAAAGAAGGGACCCAACAGUCUCUUGUCCUAUUUCUUCUGUCAGGCCACUGAGGCUCAACUGAGCAAUGCGGCGUCUGUGCUACGUGGCCUCAUCUACCUCCUCAUCCUCCAGCAACCAUCGCUUAUUUCGCACGUCCGGUCAAAGCACGAUGUUGCGGGCGAGAAACUCUUCCAGGGCAUCAAUGUCUGGGUGUCUCUGGUUGAGAUAUUCACGGACAUGCUGAAGGACCCGACCUUGAAAGACGCAGUCUUGAUCAUUGACGCCCUUGACGAGUGCACUACCGAUCGGCCCAAGCUUCUUGACUUCAUCAUUCAAUCGUUGACGAUAUCUUCAUCCCCGGUCAAGUGGAUCGUGUCUAGUCGCAACUGGCAGGACAUUGAGGAGAAACUCGACCGUAUAGAACAGAAGGUCAGGCUUCAACUCGAGCUAAACCAAGACUCCAUCUCUAAGGCUGUCGACACAUAUAUUGAGUGCAAGGUGGAGGAGCUGGCAGGUCUUAAGAACUACGAUAAGAAAACAAGGGACGCCGUUAAGAACCGCUUAACCUCCAAUGCUGACGGCACCUUUCUCUGGGUGGCCUUGGUUUGUAAAGAGCUCGCAGACCCCAAGGCCCGAAAGCGGCAUACGCUCUCUAGGUUGCAUUCUUUCCCCCCUGGGCUGGAUUCUCUAUAUGGCCGAAUGAUAGAGCAUAUCCGUGAUUCGGAGGAUGCUGACCUUUGCAAGGAGGUUCUGGCUAUUGCCUCGGUAGUGUAUCGACCUGUCACCUUGGAUGAACUGAAGGUUCUUGCUGAGUCACUUGAGGAUAUUGACCCGGACGACCUGAAAGACAUUAUUGGCUCCUGUGGCUCUUUCUUGACCCUUCGGGAGAGCGUUGUUUACUUUGUGCAUCAGUCGGCGAAGGAUUACCUACUCAGCAAGGCAUCCUGCCACAUCUUGCCUUCUGGCACCGCGCACCAGCACCAUACCCUUUUCUCGAGGUCGCUAGCGGCUCUGUCAGAGGCCCUGCGACGCGAUAUUUACGGCCUAAGCACCCCGGGAUUCUCCAUCGAUCAGGUCUCGCUGCCCAAUCCCGACCCAUUGUCUUGGAUCCGAUAUUCAUGCAUCUAUUGGGUCGAUCAUCUCGUCGACUCCAAUCCCACAAGCAGCCAUAAGGAUCUUCAGGAUAGCAGCGUUAUUCAUGGAUUCAUCCAAAAGAAAUACCUGUAUUGGCUAGAAUCUCUCAGCCUCUUACGCAGCAUGUCGGAGGGAGUCCAGGCGGUGUACAAACUCGAGGCUUUGGUGACCUAUGCGUCGGCACUCGUGUUCAGCCCCGAACGCAGCCUCAUUAGAGAACUCUUCAAGAAGGAAGAGCCAAAUUGGAUGAUACUGAAACCAAGAAUGGAAGCGGAUUGGAACGCCUGCGUGCAGACGCUCGAGGGCCAUGGCGGUUCGGUGAGGUCGGUGGUGUUCUCGGCGGAUGGCCAGCGUCUCGCAUCGGGCUCGGACGACAGGACGGUCAAGAUCUGGGACGCGGCCACGGGCGCGUGCGUGCAGACGCUCGAGGGCCAUGGCGGUUGGGUGAGCUCGGUGGUGUUCUCGGCGGAUGGCCAGCGUCUCGCAUCGGGCUCGGACGACAGGACGGUCAAGAUCUGGGACGCGGCCACGGGCGCGUGCGUGCAGACGCUCGAGGGCCAUGGCGGUUUGGUGAUGUCGGUGGUGUUCUCGGCGGAUGGCCAGCGUCUCGCAUCGGGCUCGGACGACAGGACGGUCAAGAUCUGGGACGCGGCCACGGGCGCGUGCGUGCAGACGCUCGAGGGCCAUGGCGGUUGGGUGAGCUCGGUGGUGUUCUCGGCGGAUGGCCAGCGUCUCGCAUCGGGCUCGGACGACAGGACGGUCAAGAUCUGGGACGCGGCCACGGGCGCGUGCGUGCAGACGCUCGAGGGCCAUGGCGGUUUGGUGAUGUCGGUGGUGUUCUCGGCGGAUGGCCAGCGUCUCGCGUCGGGCUCGGGCGACAAGACGGUCAAGAUCUGGGACGCGGCCACGGGCGCGUGCGUGCAGACGCUCGAGGGCCAUGGCGGUUGGGUGAGGUCGGUGGUGUUCUCGGCGGAUGGCCAGCGUCUCGCGUCGGGCUCGCACGACAAGACGGUCAAGAUCUGGGACGCGGCCACGGGCGCGUGCGUGCAGACGCUCGAGGGCCAUGGCGGUUGGGUGAGGUCGGUGGUGUUCUCGGCGGAUGGCCAGCGUCUCGCAUCGGGCUCGGGCGACGAGACGGUCAAGAUCUGGGACGCGGCCACGGGCGCGUGCGUGCAGACGCUCGAGGGCCAUGGCGGUUGGGUGAUGUCGGUGGUGUUCUCGGCGGAUGGCCAGCGUCUCGCAUCGGGCUCGGGCGACGAGACGGUCAAGAUCUGGGACGCGGCCACGGGCAAGUGCGUGCAUACACUGGACGUUGGGAGAAUAUUAUAUCGUUUUUCAUUCGAUCCAACGACAAACUCUCUCCUCUCUACGGACAUUGGACUUCUAAACCUGGAUCACCCGGCUCUACAGCCUGCCGUUGAUGAUCAGUCGACUGCAAUAACCUUACGGGGUGUUCGCCAUUCUGGCUGGGGUAUAAGCACCGACGGUGUAUGGAUUGUUAAAGAUGGAAAGGAGAUGCUUUGGCUACCUCCGGACUAUCGAGUGGGGGAAUACGCUGUUGUCGGAUCAACGGUCGCUAUCGGGUGUCGUUCAGGUCGUGUACUAGUGAUGAAGUUCUCUUAG